This is a messenger RNA of Drosophila teissieri, 726 nucleotides long. RefSeq lists its product as uncharacterized. Bases 9 to 680 code for a protein of 223 amino acids. The transcript is spliced from 5 exons. Lineage: Eukaryota; Metazoa; Arthropoda; Insecta; Diptera; Drosophilidae. The record is from RefSeq and is a predicted model, not a curated record.
AGUCGGUCAUGCCUGCUGUGUGGGUGUGGGUGUGGAUGCUCUUGGCGGUCAUGAAUCUGACACUCGGUCAGUUCAUUGGAGACCAUGCAGAUAAUGAGGUAUCGCAACAAGUUCCAGAAUACUACAGGGGGGCCCCGCCGAAAUCCCGCAGAUCGUCAUGUGCCAUAAGAUGUAUGUUAUUCCCAGCUGAUUAUACAUUGAUUAAAUGGUCGCCCGUGUUCAUCAUUCCCAACAUGUUCGUCAACCUCCCCUUACUUUUCGUUAUUCUUGGUGGUAUUAUUCAUCUCAAUGAAGCUCAGACAACAGAUUGCUCGAAUACGUGUAUGUUUCGAGCAAGAUGCACUCCCUACCAUAAGGAUCUGGUCUGGUCAGUAGUGGAUCGCGUUUGUCGCGUCUUUCAGAACGGUUGCAUCUUUGCCAAUGAAAAUUGUAUGAGAGCCAAUCGCUGCUUGCCACCCAUGGUAGCCACUACAAAGGAGGAGUGUACGAAGGAGAUCUUCUGUCCAAGGUGGUGUUCUCGAGGAGCACCGCCGGUCUGUGCAUGGUUUCCCUAUACAGACAGUAAUGGGAAUACCGGCGGUCGAGACAUGACAUUCGGAAGUCGCUGUCUACUAGAUAUGUACGCCUGCCGUCAUGCAGAAGCCUAUGUCAACGAACCACGGAUUGGAUCAUGCACAUAAAAUGUCAAAUUGAAAGAAUAUUUACCAAUAAAUGCGAGCUAAAUUA